Messenger RNA from Apis cerana (Asiatic honeybee), 3627 nucleotides. Its product is annotated as RYamide receptor-like. Lineage: Eukaryota; Metazoa; Arthropoda; Insecta; Hymenoptera; Apidae. Gene Ontology annotation, molecular function: G protein-coupled receptor activity. The record is from RefSeq and is a predicted model, not a curated record. Gene Ontology annotation, biological process: G protein-coupled receptor signaling pathway. Gene Ontology annotation, cellular component: plasma membrane.
GCAGGCGCGCGGUUGAAGGAAACGUGCGCGAGUGGUGUCCAACGUCUCUAAUGCUUUCAAGAGCACCGGCGGGAGCUGCGAUUCUUCCUUUCAGUUUAUCGUGGCCCCGCUUCCGAAACUUUUCACGCGUAUUAUUCUUCGCCGCGAGGGCGAAGGAAUCUCGUAAAAUUUCUCGUAGAAAAUUACGGUGGAUAGUGAAACACGUGUAAUCGUGUUUAUCAAAGAGUUGAGGGAAGAGGAGAAACCGAAUGGUUUCCGGGAAAAAAACUCGAAUACGAAGUGGCGAAGAGUUUACGUGUUGAUCGUUAAUGAUUCGAAUUAAUUGGAAUGAGUCGUGAAGAUAAUUGGUAGAAUAAUUGGCGGAAUAUCGAAAGUAAAAGACUUUAAAAGGUUAAAAGACACCGGUUGUUUGAUACUCAGCAUGCGAAUCUGUUUAGUUUUACUCGGGAAAGUAAAUAUUUAAAACGAGCGCAAGAGAUAUUGUUGAAACUACGCGUGUAAUGGUUCCAUUUGCGUAAUGUUUCUUUCGAUGUAAAUUUUUGAAAAGAACUUUGCCGAGUGGAUCGUGUGUGUAACGUAGUUUUUUUUUAAUAAACGUAAAUUCGUGCUACGUGAAGAAAUCGCGAUUCGCAAACAUUUUACAAUUACAUUAAUUAUUUCGUUCGUUCCUCCUCGAAAAAUUCGAAUUUUUUAAUGUUUGACGCGUUCGAUGACACAUUUCGUUCGAUGUAAACAUUUUAUCGCGUGCUCUGUCUAUCAAAAACAGUCAUCAUCAAUCAUCGUAUUACUUUUGCUUACUUUUGCAUUAUUUAUAACUUCCCGAAACAUUGAUAAAAUUCCCGAGGAUAUCGCGGAUACUUCCUUCAAAUUUAUUUACCCUUUUUUUGUUAUCUCGUCGCUGGGCAGAUAAAAUUAUUUAUCGUAGACAUAUGUACGAUGGUUAGAUCACAGAUACAAAACCUGUCGUGAUUAUACAGGGUGACUUUGAAUUUGAAUCAUAUCAAAAAAAAAAAAAAAAGGAAAGAACACUGAGGGAUAAGGAGAGCGAGGGGGAGAAGGCGAGAUUUCACAGAUUUAUUUUCCAAUUAGAAUUAAACAUUCAAAUUCUCGUUAUCGUAUUAUAUUUAUUAUUACAAGAUUGAUGGACGAUGAAAAUAAGUUCAAUGAGAAAUAUCGAGGAUUAAUCGUGCAUGCCAUCGUACGAAUUAACAGAAACAAUAUCUUUGAACUGAAUUUUUUUUUUUUAAAUAACCAUGAAAUUCCGCCUACAGUUCCACGCGAUAGACGAAUAAACUUUUCCUCGACUGGUCGAAAAAUUAUAAUUACGUAUAAAUUUUGAUUUCAUUCGACGUAAAAAACGAAAAGCGUUUCAUCCACGAAAGUGGGAAUGGCUUAAAUGUAUUAUUAAACGGAAUAACAAAGUUGUUGAAUUCGAUAUCGCUUUCCUUUCUCAAUAAUGCGCGAUGACUCGAUUAUGACUGACACGAUUCCCUUUAUAAUCGCGUAAUAAAAAUUUAUUUUAAUCGAACGGUGGCACGAAAACGGUACUACGAUAACAAAGUAUUAAACGUCGUCUCGAGUGAUCAAAAUACAUCGUCGAUCCAAUGAUCCUCCUUCCGAAACGAGCAAGCGGAAGUCGGAUGUGCCAUCCACCCCCGUCAAAGGAACAAAUUAUCCUCCGUGAAAUCCUAUAAAGGAGUUUGAUGGAUUGUAAAAAGAGAGAAAAUAAUAAAAUAGGCGAACGUGAACGACGGCUCGAGAAUGAUGAUAUCAACACCCUCCUCGUUGGAAUUUAAUAACUCGUACAACGAUGCGAUGAUAUUCUCGAACAUAAGCUACAUAGAUACCGAGGAUAUAAUUCGCCACCUCCUCGCCAAGUUUCAAGGAAAAACUAAUUACUUGCUGAUCGUCCUCUAUGUUUUCGUGAUGGCGCUCGCGGUGACGGCCAACAUUCUCGUCAUCGCGGUUGUUUUCAAGUAUCAUUACAUGCGUAGCGUGACUAAUUACUUCGUGGUUAAUCUGUCCGUGGCGGAUCUUUUGGUUACCACGAUUUGCAUGCCGGUUGCCGUCAGCCAGGCGGUCUCGUUGAAAUGGAUCCACGGCGAAGUAAUGUGUAAACUUUCCUUCUACUUACAGGGUGUUGCGGUAGCUGCCUCGGUUUUUACUAUCACCGCGAUGAGCAUUGACAGAUAUUUAGCGAUAAGAAGCCCCAUAGCAUUUCGACGAGUUUUCAACCGCAAGAGCACGGUCUUCGUUAUCAUAGCUCUCUGGGUGGUCGCUUUGAUCAUUUUUGCUCCUCUUCUCAGAGUGACAUCCCUUCAGAAUCCAGGUAUCAUGAUACUCAGGAACAUAUCCUUUCACGGGUCGAAUUUCGCACAAAAUAUCUCCACCGAUUUGUAUUUCUACAUGUGCUUGGAAGAUUUCAAAUCCGUGGGUAUCGAGGCCCCGCUUUUUGGCACCAUGUGCUUCGUGCUGGUUUACGCUAUUCCUGGUUUCGUCGUGGUACUGUCGUACAUCAUGAUGGGCCGUACACUGUGCGCCAGGAAACCGCCAUUCGAUUGUGACGGUGCCCAGGGAAGUGCCAGCUCGCAACAGAGUUUCAGACUGGUACGUGAGCGAAGGCGAAUCGCUUGGAUACUGCUUCUUCUGGCUGUGCUUUUUGCCCUCUGCUGGCUCCCGUAUAACGUUUUAAUGCUCUUAAAAGACUUGGAUAUAAUCAGUGUGAGAGGGACAGAGAACGGAGAAGCGGAAGGGUGGAACAAUGCUAUCUCUUAUUGCCUGUUUCUAGGACACGCGAAUAGCGCAUUGAAUCCCACCGUGUAUUGUUUUAUGACCCGUAAUUUUCGUCAGAACGUGACUGAGAUCCUCUGCCGCAGCCCCUGUGGGCUUACACGUGGAACCACUCAUCGAAGGGGUGCUCAAGGGACUGGAGUGAUCGAUGAUAUGUGCGCGGGCAGUGCCAGUGGCACGAUAAGACGAAGCUUACUUCGCAAGCGAAAAAUGUUACCUGGAUGCGGGUGUGGAUUGCCGAUCGGCGGCCAUCACGCCGUUUUAACCCUUCGACGAACGACCACCACCAGCUGCGACAGCUUUUACACGAGGCACAGCCCUCAUCGUCGUUGUUACAUGCUGCGAAGUCUUAGAGGAAGGCCGGACACGGCGAUCGGGCAUAUACAGUUAAAGAAAAGUCAGGAGACCAGUUGCGAGAAGAAGAGCAAGGCCGUUCAAUCUGCGAACACUUUGAUUAUCACGGACGAAAAACAUUGAUGAAAAAUAUUUUAGUUAAUUUAAGGAGUAACGAGAGAUUAGUGAGAGUCGAUUUCUUACACAGACACAGUCGUUACGUCGUUUACGUGUUUGUAAAUAUUCGGUUUGUACAUACAAAGAUCGAUGAUGUAAAUGGAAACAGAGGACUCAACUGGUGAUUGAUUAAAAUAGAGGAGAAUCAUUUCUCGAAAUAUUUUCUUUGGAAAUUUAUUAUAUAUGUAUAUAAUAAUAUAUAUUAGAUGUAGAUCGCACGAAUAUAAAGGUGAACGAUGAUCGAGUGAUGAAAUCGAGUAACAGUUCAGUUGGGAUGAUUUUUAAUCUUCUCGAAAAGAAAAGAAUAAAAUUAUUAUGUUCACGAAA